Messenger RNA from Orycteropus afer afer, 3816 nucleotides. The record is from RefSeq and is a predicted model, not a curated record. NCBI's taxonomy places the organism in Eukaryota, Metazoa, Chordata, Mammalia, Tubulidentata, Orycteropodidae.
AUGCAUCCUUUGCGAAAGGCUGGAAACCGGCGGACGCGCCAGAUCGGGAAACCGGCGGAUGCGCUGGAGGAGUUGGCCCUUCCCCAACUGACAGGCAGGCUGUGGGCGCUUUUUGUAUCGGGAGGAAGUGGAGCAAGUGCUCCAAGUGCGCCACCCAUCAUUACGGGCCCAGCCUCGGAUCUCCACCCACGCCAGAGGGGCUCCCAGGAAGCUGAGGCCCCAUCGUCCACUGUCCAGGCGCUGCCCCUCAGAACGAUAGGCCCGCCUCGUGAGGACAGAAGCAGAACCUGGCAGUACUGGCCAUUAUCAACGUCGGACCUGUAUAACUGGAAACCGCAGAAUGCCCCCUUUUCUGAAAACCCCCAAAGCUUGCUUAAUUUGUUAGAUUCUAUAUUGUUUACUCAUAACCCCACUUGGGAUGAUUGUCAGCAGCUAUUGCAGGUUUUGUUCACCACUGAAGAAAAAGAGAGAAUCUUGACUGAGGCCAGGAAAAAUGUGCCCGGAGACAAUGGACAGCCGACAACGCUUCAGAAUUUAAUUGACGCUGGGUUCCCGUUACCUCGUCCAGGUUGGGAUUUUGAGCAAUGAGAAGGUAGGGAGCGUCUCCAAAAGUACUGCCAUAUUCUAAUGGCCGGUCUCCAAGAAGCAGCAAGGAAGCCGACUAAUUUGGCCAAGGUAAACUCAGUCAAGCAGGAGCCGACAGAGAGCCCUGCAGCAUAUUUAGAGAGGUUGAUGGAAGCGUUUAGACUGUAUACCCCUAUGGACCCGCAAGCCGAUGAGAGUAGAGCAGCAGUGGUCCUAUGUUACCGAUGGGGAAGGCUCCCCUCUACAGUCCUGACAGUUACCUUACACAAUGAAUACCGCUUGUAUAAAGGUGUAGAAGACCAACGUACAGGCUUAACGGAUAUGGCUCCGUGGCUGGAAGAGUUUCCCCAAGCCUGGGCAGAAACUGGAGGAAUUGGAUUGGCAAAACACCAACCGCCCAUUAUUGUGGACUUAAAACCCUCGGCCAUUAGAGUCUGACACUUGGCACUAGCUCGAUAUCCCAGCUCUCCCAGACUUCGCCGACAGUAUCCCAUGCCCAGGGAAGCCCGGGAAGGCAUACAACCCCAUAUCCAGCGGCUGUUAUGGGAAGGGGUAUUAAAGAGGUGCCGGUCUGCAUGGAAUACACCUUUCCUCCCAGUAAAGAAACCAGGAGAGUACCGACCAGUGCAGGAUCUGAGAGAGGUAAAUCGCUGAGUUGAAGACAUACAUCCCACAGUCCCUAACCCUUACACGCUGCUAGAUCUUCCUCCAGAUCAUGUGUGGUAUACUACCCUGGACUUGAAGGAUGCUUUCUUUAGCCUACCCUUAGCCCCACAGAGUCAAGACAUUUUUGCCUUUGAAUGGUUUGACGAAAUGGAUAAAGUCCUCGGCCAGCUGACCUGGACAAGGUUGGUCCAAGGGUUCAAGCACUCACCCACUUUGUUCAACAACACCUUGAGUGACGACUUACAUGAGUACCAGGGUCAAAACCCACAAGUAACUUUACUACAAUAUGUGGAUGACUUGUUAAUAGCAGCCCCCGACUGGGCAGGGUGCCUUGAAGCAACCAGGAAACUUCUCACCACUCUGGGAGAGCUGGGAUAUCGAGCUAGUGCCAAGAAAGCUCAGAUAGCUAAGCCAGAAGUCACAUACUUGGGGUAUAAGUUGAGAGCUGGGCAGAGGUGGCUCACUGAAGCCAUGAAACAGACUAUCCUACAGAUUCCCCGACCCACAAGACCGAGGCAGAUAAGAGAAUUUUUAGGAACAGUAGGUUAUUGCUGGCUGUGGAUUUUAGAUUUCGCCACAAAAGCGAAGUCACUCUAUGAGCUCAGUAGAGAAGGGUCAGAGUGGGACUGGACUCCAGAGAGGGACUCAGCUUUUAAAGAACUUAAGGAAGCACUCCUUAAAGCCCCAGCAUUGACAUUACCUGACCCCACUAAACCAUUUCAUCUGUUUGUCGAUGAGAAAAAAGGAAUAGCCAAGGGGGUCCUGAUACAACAACAGGGGCCAUGGAAGAGGCCAGUAGCAUACCUCUCAAAGAAAUUGGAUCUAGUAGCAGCAGGAUGGCCCCCUUGCUUGAGAAUUAUUGCUGCCACCGCUCUGCUAGUUAAAGAUGCAGAUAAGUUAACCCAUGGACAGACUUUGAAAGUAACCACUCCCCAUGCCAUUGAAGGAGUGCUCAAACAGCCUCCGGGGAGAUGGAUAACCAAUGCCAGAUUAACUCAUUAUCAGAGUCUAUUACUUGACACUCCAAGGGUACAAUUCUUAGCCCCAACAGUUUUAAACCCCGCCACCCUGCUACCUAACCCUGACCUAGAUCAACCUCUGCACGACUGCUCAGAAAUACUCGCAGAGGUAAAUAUGGUGAGAAAGGACUUGCAAGACUGCCCGUUGGAAAACAAUGACCUCGUCUGGUUCACGGAUGGAAGCAGUUUCGUACAGGAUGGACUAAGGUAUGCGGGGGCCGCGGUGGUAGACAGCUGGGAGGAAAUUAUUUGGGCCAAUGCUUUAUCGCCAGGAACUUCCCCUCAGAAAGCUGAACUUAUCGCCCUGGUGAAAGCAUUGGAAAGGGCGGAGGGAAAGAGGCUAACAGUGUAUACUGACAGUCGGUAUGCAUAUGCGGCUUUUCAUAUACAUGGCGCCAUCUACCGGGAGCGUGGGUUCAGAAACACAGAAGGAAGAGAAAUAAAGAACCAGACAGAGAUCCUUUGCUUGCUGUCAGCUGUGACCCAGCCGCGAAUGGUAGCGGUGGUUCACACCCCGGGACAUCAGAAAGGACACUCCCCUGAAGCAAGAGGCAACCGAGCAGUGGACCAGGCAGCUAAGAGAGCUGGCCUCCAAACGGUACGAACUUUAGUAACUAACCUACCGUGCCCGCAACUGGAACCCCUGCCCCCUACUCCCAACUACUCUGAACAAGACAUACAGUGGGCUGAGAAAUCACCACAGAUAGAAAAAGAUCAGAAUGGAUGGUAUAUGGACUUGGAGAGAAAACUGAUUCUCCCAGAAGAAUUGGGGCAGCAUCUUCUUACACACCUCCACCAAGUGACUCACUUAGGGGAACAGAAAAUGUUGGAGUUACUGGACAAAGGGCAGGUCCGUAUGCACCACCAGAAGCAAGCGGCUCAGAGUGUGGUAGACCAGUGCCGGGCCUGUCAGGUCAUGAAAAUAGGGAAGAGGAAGAACACACAUGCAGGUACGAGGGGGAGGGGGAGGGAGCCAGGUCGUCAUUGGGAAAUAGAUUUCACUGAAGUUAAACCAGGUAAAUAUGAAUAUAAAUAUCUCUUAGUGUUAGUGGAUACUUUCUUGGGAUGGGUGGAAGCAUAACCUACUAAAGGGGAAACAGCAGUAAUAGUGGCCAAGAAAAUUUUAGAAGAGAUAGUACCCAGAUAUGGAAUGCCUAGAACAUUAGGAUCAGAUAAUGGACCAGCUUUUGUAAGUAAAGUUAUCCAGGGUUUAGCCUCAACUCUGGGGGAAAAUUGGGAACUACAUUGUGAAUAUAACCCUCAGAGUUCGGGGCAGGUAGAAAGAAUGAACAGAACCCUAAAGGAGACCCUAUCUAAAUUGGCAAUAGAAACUGGCAGAGAUUGGGUGACCCUCCUUCCCUUUGCGCUCUACCGGGCUAGGAAUACCCCGUACACACUGAAUCUAACCCCAUUUGAAAUAAUGUAUGGGAUGCCACCCCUUAUUAUUUCCAACCUGGAAAAAUGUCCCAAUGACUUGUCAAAAGAUUUAAUUUUGGGGAUGAAAACUCUCCAAAUAAUUCAGAAGGAAUUAUGGCCCAAACUCUGA